This is a messenger RNA of Myxocyprinus asiaticus (Chinese sucker), 2368 nucleotides long. RefSeq names its product glycogen synthase 1 (muscle) (gene gys1). Gene Ontology annotation, molecular function: alpha-1,4-glucan glucosyltransferase (UDP-glucose donor) activity. The transcript has 16 exons. Lineage: Eukaryota; Metazoa; Chordata; Actinopteri; Cypriniformes; Catostomidae. Gene Ontology annotation, biological process: glycogen biosynthetic process. Bases 104 to 2206 code for a protein of 700 amino acids. The record is from RefSeq and is a predicted model, not a curated record. Gene Ontology annotation, cellular component: cytoplasm.
UUGCGCCAAAGGCUCCGCCCACUGUCAGAUCAUCCUCCUGCUGAUUGAUUCCAGCAGAUGUAAGGGUUGCGCUGCUGAGAGAGGAAGAGACGCUACCGCAGGCAUGCCGCUGGCACGAAGUUUGUCGGUCACCUCCCUGUCCGGUCUAGAAGAAUGGGACGAAGAGUUUGAUCGGGAGGAUGCAGUCCUGUUCGAGGUUGCAUGGGAAGUCGCCAAUAAAGUUGGUGGGAUUUACACGGUGAUCCAGACCAAGGCGCGCCUGACCUGUGAGGAAUGGGGCGAGAACUACUUUCUGGUGGGCCCGUACACGGAGUCAAAUGUCAGGACGCAGGUGGAGCUGAUUGAACCCUGCAAUGCAGCACUCAGGAGAACCAUUGAAAAAAUGAACAGCAGCGGGUGCAAGGUAUAUUUUGGCCGAUGGCUGAUUGAGGGUUCUCCUUAUGUGAUUCUGAUAGACGUGGGUUUCACAGCCUGGUCUCUGGACCGCUGGAAGAGUGAACUCUGGGAGAACUGCAGCAUCGGUGUGCCCUGGUUUGACAGAGAGGCGAAUGAUGCUGUACUCUUUGGCUUUCUUACUGCAUGGCUACUGGGAGAGUAUGCAGCUCAGUGUGACGACCCCCCUCACAUCGUGGCUCAUUUUCACGAGUGGCUGGCAGGUUUGGGGCUUGUGUUAUGCAGACAGCGGCAGUUACCCGUAGCAACCAUCUUCACCACACAUGCCACUCUGCUGGGCCGAUACCUGUGUGCUGGGAAUGUCGAUUUCUACAACAAACUUGCAGAGUUUAAUGUGGAUAAAGAGGCAGGUGACAGGCAGAUCUAUCACCGAUACUGUCUGGAGCGUGCAGCGGCCCGCUGUGCACAUGUCUUCACCACUGUGUCUCAGAUCACUGCGAUCGAGGCCGAACACUUACUAAAGCGCAAACCAGAUAUUGUGACUCCAAACGGCCUGAAUGUCAAGAAGUUUUCAGCGAUGCACGAGUUCCAGAACCUCCACGCUCAGAGUAAAUCACGCAUCCAGGAGUUUGUCAGAGGCCAUUUCUAUGGGCAUUUAGAUUUUAACCUUGACAAGACUGUGUUUCUCUUCAUCGCUGGACGCUAUGAAUUCUCAAAUAAAGGAGCUGAUAUCUUUCUUGAAGCAUUGGCCAGACUUAAUUACCUACUGAGGGUAAAUCACAGUGAGGUGACUGUAAUGGCAUUCUUCAUCAUGCCUGCUCGUACCAACAACUUCAAUGUGGAGACCUUGAAGGGCCAAGCCGUUCGGAAACAGCUCUGGGACACUGCACAGACUGUGAAGGAGCGUUUUGGGAAGAAACUCUAUGAAUCACUUUUAGUAGGGCAGCUGCCUGAUGUGUCUAAGAUGUUAGAUAAAGAGGACUUCACCAUGAUGAAGCGUGCCAUCUUCGCCACCCAACGGCAGUGCCAGCCUCCCAUCUGCACUCACAACAUGCUGGAGGACAGUACAGAUCCCAUCCUCAACUGCAUCCGCCGCAUCGGCCUCUUCAACAGCACGCAGGAUAGAGUCAAGGUGAUCUUUCAUCCAGAGUUCCUCUCCUCCACUUCUCCUCUCCUGCCGAUGGACUAUGAAGAGUUUGUGAGAGGCUGCCACCUUGGAGUAUUUCCGUCUUACUACGAGCCCUGGGGAUACACGCCAGCUGAGUGUACAGUGAUGGGUAUUCCAUCGAUUUCCACUAAUCUGUCUGGGUUUGGCUGUUUCAUGGAGGAACACAUUGCCGACCCAUCUGCUUAUGGCAUCUAUAUUCUGGAUCGGCGGUAUCGUGGGGUGGAUGAGUCCUGUAAUCAGCUGACAUCUUUCCUGUUUCAGUUCUGUCAGCAGAGUCGCAGGCAGAGAAUCAUCCAGAGGAACCGAACCGAGCGUCUCAGUGACCUGCUGGAUUGGAGAUAUCUGGGCAGGUAUUACAUAUCUGCCCGGCAUAUGGCCUUAGCCAAAGCUUUUCCAGACACCUACAUUUAUGAACCUCAAGAGCCAACUUCGAGUACAGGCUUCCGAUACCCACGACCCGCCUCAGUGCCCCCAUCCCCUGCCCACUCGCUUCACUCCUCACCCCAUCACAGUGAGGCAGAGGAUGAGGAUGAACGGUAUGAUGAAGAACUGGAGGCGGAGAAAGAUCGGGUCAACAUCCGCCAACCGUUCAUCAUGCAAAACCGUAACAAGAAUCAGACAGUCGAUCUUCCUGAGAAAAACUAGAAUAAACAAACCCAUACAUGCAUGCAUACAUACACUGCAGCUUAUACUGUGAGGCACUUAUAUCUGUUGAUGCACACAGACAUGUGUAAUGACACUCCCUUAAACAUACUGUUUUAUGUCUGCAAAUGUCAUGUCAGAGAAAUAAAUGAGAUAUUUACUGUA